AUGACCGAGUACGACAAAUUCGCGGAGCAGCUCCGUCAUCCGGACAAUCCGAUAGUUUUUCUCGAAGUAACGGCCGGAGGAGCUCCCAUCGGAAACAUUGUCGUGAGUCUUUCCCAUCAACUUCUCCUCCUAUUUGUUUCAUUUUCUCAGAUCGAGCUGUUCGCCGACGUGACUCCCAGAACGGCGGAGAACUUUCGACAGUUCUGCACAGGCGAGUACAAGAAGGACGGCGUGCCGAACGGGUACAAGAACUGUACAUUCCACCGCGUGAUCAAAGAUUUUAUGAUCCAAGGCGGCGACUUCUGCAAUGUAAACCCGCUGCCUCAGGGCUACUUAAUGAUCAUUUUGUUCCAGGGCGACGGAACCGGCCUCAUGAGUAUCUACGGCUCUAAAUUCCGUGAUGAGAAUUUUGACCUGAAGCACACAGGACCGGGAAUGCUCUCGAUGGCCAACGCAGGAGCCGACACCAACGGAUGUCAGUUCUUCAUCACGUGCGCAAAGACUGAUUUCCUAGACAACAAGCACGUCGUGUUCGGUAAGAUUUUUAAUAUAAAAAGCAAUAAAUUAGAUUUUAACAAUAGGAUUAUGGAUAAGUAGAUUUCUGGAGAACGAAGAAAGACGAGUAAGGGUUGUGGUUGUGAUAGAUAUCCCCGAUAUCAUUAGUUCUCCAUCCCAGUUGUCUGAAAUGUUAUUUUGCAAAUGGAGGGGAACAAUAACCUACUGGUAGUGAGAGUGGUACGUUGAGGGUGCAACGGUAGUUGUCUUGUACUGCUGAUAUGGAUUGAAACCACCGUACAAAAGGGGAAGAAGCGUCUGCGUGGCGACGGCGCCGAGAAGAAGCAACAGAAGUACAAUACUGCGUGCCAUUAAUGUGACAGCGACUGGCUUUAUCUCCCUCUUUAUCACCUUUUUAUACGGGACGAAGCUGGUUGAUGACGGCGAUCCUUGGAUCAUCUGACCGGUCAUUUAUUGCAGGCAGGGUACUCGACGGGAUGCUGACUGUCCGAAAGAUCGAGAACGUGCCUACCGGAGCCAACAACAAACCGAAGCUGCCGAUCGUCAUCGUCCAGUGCGGACAACUAUGA
Molecule: messenger RNA, 1085 nt
Organism: Caenorhabditis sp. 36 PRJEB53466
Lineage: Eukaryota; Metazoa; Nematoda; Chromadorea; Rhabditida; Rhabditidae
Source: the annotation of a GenBank genome assembly